GCAGAGAAGAAAGCCAAAGAUAGCGUCAAGAAGGGUACUGCUGCGAGCAAAACGAAAUCGAAGCCUCCGACAGUUGUAAAGGGCCAGACUGCAAUGGUGCCAUUGGCGCUCAUCGAGGACGACCACGCAGGGACCAAGUCAAACUUCAUUAGCCAUGUGAAGGCGGCAGCAGAAUACAUGGAGAAGGUCAACAAUAAACAUCCAGAGGUGAUUGCAGCGUUUAUCAACAUCGCGCACUACAUGGCUGUAUCAGGGCGUCCGAGCAUCUCCUUGCAUGCCAAGGCGGGGGCAGAGCCGAAGGUGUGCAAGGGGUGGUCGGCGCUGAAGAUCUUUUUCAAAGA
Molecule: messenger RNA, 341 nt
Organism: Prorocentrum cordatum
Lineage: Eukaryota; Dinophyceae; Prorocentrales; Prorocentraceae
Source: the annotation of a GenBank genome assembly